GCAAACUAGAACCUAUUUAUGGGAAGAAUAGCAACUCCCCAGACGUCACACAACCUCUCCGGCGAUGGCCAACUCUCAUCUCCGGCGACCGGCUGCCGGAGCGACGGCCAAACCAUCCGUCAAGGGCCUCACAAGAUCUACCCGAUGGUCCUCCCUAGCCAUGUUGGGAGGAGAGGAAGACGCUCAAGUUUAUCUCAAAAAGGAGGGAGAAGAUUGGAUCAGCAGUUUGCCCGACGACGCUCUGCUCAACAUCGUCGAGCGACUCAGCAUCGCCGAUGCCGUGAGAACCAGCAUCCUCUCCAGACGGUGGAGGCCGAUCCCUGCUAUGAUCUCCAAAAUCUGUAUAACGGUUGAUUCGGUCGCCCCUGGGCACGACAGGACCCGUGCUGGCGUGGCUCAGGCCAAUGCGGCCGUGCUUCGGGCGACAGCAAGCCUUCUGGAGGAGAGGACUACAAGCCCAUACCCUAUCCGUCAACUGUGCUUGCAAUUCUUCUUGGGAUAUGGUUUUUUUAGAAUUUUCUGGAUCGUUGCCGACGCCAUAGCAGCGCACAAGGUUGGGCUGACCGAGCUCGAUGUCUUGACAAGGAAGGAAACUGAACAAUUCACCGCUGGCAAUAUGGUUGAUAACGGAACGGAGCUCAACAUAUUUCUUAAACAUUAUCCUGCCAUAUUAAGUGGUCUCACACGACUCAAGCUGUAGAAUGUGAGGCUACCUGAAUCAGACUUGGCUAAACUUUUCGGACUAUGCAAGCAACUGGAGUUCCUCCGCUUGGACAACUGUGACAUGCAUUUUAUAUCCUUGCUAGAAGUGGAACACCCGCAACUCCGUGAGCUUGAGAUUCUCAGGAGUAAUUUUGAGACGGUGGAUCUGAAGUGGCUGCCAGAGCUCACAACGCUGACCUUUUCUUGUUGGCUACCUCAACAUGAAGAUCCUUUAUCUUUUGGUCAUGUCCCGCUGCUCCACACCGUCAGCAUCAGUAAUAAGGCUGGCUUGUCGCACAAGAUGCUCAAGUUAAGUGAAUUUCUUCGCAAAGCAACCUUAAGCAACCUGCACGUGAACUUCCAAAGUGAAAAGAUUUGGGUUAAACCUGAAGGCCCCAGAGAAUUGUCGCAGGUGUUCAACAAGCUAAGGCUUGUGAAUCUGGCUGGCAUUUCAGAAGAAUGUGAUCUGACUUGGACGAUGUUCAUUCUACAUGGUGCACCGUCCCUCGAGGAGCUAUGUAUUAGGGUCUGCGACUGUUUGGGGAUAUGGGGGAAAAAGGCGCUCAAAUGUAGCAAGGAGAGGAAGGACGCAGAUGCAAAAUGGGAAACGUCUGCAUCUGAUUUCAAGCACCACAACCUUUCAGUGCUCAGGAUCAUUGGGUUUCAGUCAGAAGAUAAGUUUGUGAAUUAUGUCACAGCUGUCAUGGAAUCAGCAGUCAAUCUGAAGGAAAUAUACCUGCAUGAGAAGCCAGUGUGCGAGAAGUGUAUGUAUGAUCACCGGCCAAAGAAUAGGUACCCGCGGACAAAGAGCCAGAGGACCUUGGUUAGUAACAGUUUCGGCAUGGAUAUGCGCCCGCUUUCAACUCUUCACUUCCCGAGUUUAAGAGAACAGUGUUAUGGUUCUGCUGGGAAGUAA
This is a messenger RNA of Lolium rigidum, 1618 nucleotides long. RefSeq lists its product as uncharacterized. The transcript has 5 exons. Bases 785 to 1618 code for a protein of 277 amino acids. The record is from RefSeq and is a predicted model, not a curated record. Lineage: Eukaryota; Viridiplantae; Streptophyta; Magnoliopsida; Poales; Poaceae.